AUGGACCCGGUGGAUAUCAGCGACUAUCCAGAAAUAUACUUUGUAUUUCAAUGCGUUUCAGUCCCAGCCACCCUCCUAAACCUCUUUGGACUCUACGUAAUCUGGUUCGGCACCCCGAAACGAGUCGGGAACUACAAAACUUACCUCUGCUACCUUCAGAUCAAUGCAAUCCUCUACGACCUAAUCCUGGUGUACCUGAUCUUUCCCGUAUUUUCCUUCCCGGCCGGUGGGGCCUAUUCCAUGGGGUUGCUGCCAAAAUUAGGAAUUGCGGCCUGGGGGCAGAUGUCCCUGGGGUUUGGGAUCUCUACUAGCUUCCUGGCUGCAAUUGCUAUCGCCUUUUUCUCGAGGCAGCAAACUAUUUUGGGGGAUGGACAUUGGAUGAAGCUGAGUGAGAGCGCCGGGAAGUUAAUUUGUAUUCUUAUCGCCCUCCAUCCACUAUAUUUCAUCAUCCCGCUCGGCUUCUGGGUGUUAGCCAUUAAUGACGAAGAAAAAGCUCUAGCCUUCCACUAUGCGACCCAUCCAAUCGUCAAAAACUUUAUCUCUCAACCCACCUACUAUAGACUACAAGCAGAAAUGAAGGUCAUUACCGUACCGGCCGUCUCGGUUUACAACUCGAUAAUUUUUUGGGGAUUUAGCUAUCUCAUUAUACCGAGCUACCUUCAAAUACGCGGUUUGAAAGCGGCGACGACAACUUGGUACGCCUUCUUAUACCAACUUGGGCUCUAUUAUUUAGCAGCCUACUCAAUUUGGAUCUCAAUCUUGACGUGUUCACAUGGCGUCGCUUCUACAAUAGUCUUGUUUUUGUUCUACGGAAGUUACCGCCGAUUUUUAUACCAUUGGUUCACGAAGCUCACAAAGGUCGUCAAACCCACACCUCGUGAAACAGCCAGCAGCAUCUUUGUCGUGUCGCAAAAUCGGUUGACCCUGGACAGGACAAUUCGCCUCACAAAGGAUGAA
Molecule: messenger RNA, 957 nt
Organism: Mesorhabditis spiculigera
Lineage: Eukaryota; Metazoa; Nematoda; Chromadorea; Rhabditida; Rhabditidae
Source: the annotation of a GenBank genome assembly